Elaeis guineensis (African oil palm) is the source of this 1342-nucleotide messenger RNA. The record is from RefSeq and is a predicted model, not a curated record. Lineage: Eukaryota; Viridiplantae; Streptophyta; Magnoliopsida; Arecales; Arecaceae.
GGAUUCCUGCUGGGAAAAAUAACAUAGCAUCCAACUUUCUUGGACCCGGACGAAUCCCAGAAGAAAAUCGGACUCAGGAAACCGGGGAGGCGGCGGCGGAGGCCGGUCCUCUCUCGAUGGCCAGGUUCGGGCUCGUCCUUUGGGACUCGAUCCUCUCGUUCAUGUGGGUGUGGGCCAGUGCCCUCGUCAAGCUCUUCGUCUACGGCUAUCUGGAACUUGGGCACCGUCCCGAGGCCGAAAUCCUCAAGAUUUCCCUCGGCGUCCUCUACAUGUUCUUUUUCGCCUGGCUUGGCGAGGUAACUAGAGGAGGGUCCUACAAUCCUCUAACCGUGCUCUCUUAUGCCUUCUCCGGGAACCUCGAUCGAUUUCUUUUCACCGCUCUUGGAAGAAUUCCUGCUCAGGUAAUUGGAUCUAUUGUUGGGGUUCGAUUAAUCAAAGCAAUCUUCCCUGAAAUUGGUCAAGGACCUCGUUUGAGUGUUGACAUUCAUCGAGGGGCAUUAACGGAAGGACUAUUGACAUUCAUGGUUGUGAUGGUUUCGAUGGGGCUAAAGAAGAAAGACCCUAAAAGUUUCUUUAUGAAAACAUGGAUCUCAAGCAUUGCUAAAAUAACACUUCAUAUCCUUGGUUCUGAUUUAACUGGUGGGAUCAUGAACCCUGCUUCUGUAAGUGCUUUACAGUCCUUAUUUGAUACUCAACGUAUUAUUCUUUUAUGCUCUUAGUUUUCCAAUACUAAGUUUGCUUCUCUAUAUCUGAUACACUUGAAGUUCAAAAUGACAUAGUAACUAAAAUAAUGGUGCUCUUGAGCUCAUGCUAAAUUGACAAAAUGUUAGAUAUUAGAGCAGAUAGACAAAGUCUAGAUAAAAGAAAUUCUCAUGCACACUAGUCAUGGAAUUCCAUACUGAGCCGGAUCGAUCGGUAUACCUUGUACCGAGCCGGAUCGGCGGGAGCUGAUCCAGUUCAGGCUUUUUUUUUGGGAACAGACAAAACUGCACCGAACUGGUCGGUUCGGUGUGGUUCCGUGCAGUUCGGCUCUGUUCAGCAUUGAAUCGAGCCAAAAAAGGUGGGGCGGUGGGGUAGGGAAUAGGAUUCCGUUGCCUUUCAUUCAAAAGGUAGUGGAACUGACUGAGAAGCAUUUGCUUCUCUAUCGUUUGACUUCCUUUGAAUCGAAGAAAAAAAAAGAAAAGCACCCAUGCUCCGGAUUUUUGCCAAAUUCAAUGAGGAAUCAAGAUCUUUCAACUGGAUUCAAGGUAAUCUAACAUUUCCUUACUGAAUUAAUUUUUCUUUUUGCGAUUUUGUGGCCGAAAAAGGCAAUAAAUAGAAAAAUAGGAGGAAAAUUGUGUCA